Messenger RNA from Drosophila mauritiana, 1190 nucleotides. Its product is annotated as serine protease grass-like. The transcript is spliced from 4 exons. Gene Ontology annotation, biological process: proteolysis. The record is from RefSeq and is a predicted model, not a curated record. Bases 29 to 964 code for a protein of 311 amino acids. Gene Ontology annotation, molecular function: serine-type endopeptidase activity. NCBI's taxonomy places the organism in Eukaryota, Metazoa, Arthropoda, Insecta, Diptera, Drosophilidae.
CUUUCAGUUUCCCAUCUGAGGUCGGAUAAUGAACAGUCCUCUUGCGAUCACUGCCCUAGUUUGGGGCAUCCUCUGCCUUACCUGCCCACCAUCAUCUGAAGCAGGAAGGGAAGAUUGGACACCAGGCCAGCGCCUGGUCUACGAGAACCUGGCACAACAGGAUUGCGGUGUCCUAUCGAAUCAAAUUCCCGAGCGAACGAUUCGUCUAAUGAUCACCGGCGGCAGAAAAUCGUCGCUAAUGUCUCAGCCUUGGAUGGCGUUUCUUCAUAUCGCAAGUGAUUUAGAAAUGUGCCGCUGUGGAGGCUCUCUUAUCUCAGAACUCUUUGUUUUAACCGCCGCGCACUGCUUCAAAAUAUGUCCCCGAUCUAAGGAGAUUAGAGUGUGGCUGGGAGAGCUCGACAUUAGUUCCACAAGUGACUGCACCACCUACGAUAAUCAACGUGUUUGUGCUCCACCCGUGGAGGAAUUUACCAUCGACAAGUGGAUUCUUCACGAGGAGUUUAACCUCUUUUAUCCCGGGUAUGAUAUUGCCCUGAUAAAACUAAACAGGAAAGUGGUGUUUAAAGAUCACAUACGACCCAUUUGCCUGCCCCUGACGGAUGAACUCUUGGAGUUUACCUUACAGAUGGGACAAACCUACAAGGCGGUGGGCUGGGGAAAAACGGAGAGUCUACGCUUCGCCAACAGUACAAUGGAGGUCUAUAUAAGCACCGAGAAGUGCACCGACGGCAGGGACACUUCGUUCCUCUGCGCCAAUGGAGAUUAUGUGGACACAUGCACUGGGGACUCCGGUGGACCGCUCUUAUGGACGACCAUGUUGUUCGGCAAGGCUCGAACCGUACAGUUUGGUGUGGUCAGCACUGGAAGUCAAGACUGCGGAGCUGGUCAAAAGGCCUACUACAUGGAUGUACCCACCUAUGUGCCCUGGAUACUUGCCAAGAUGGCAGAAUUCUCGGAUGUCUAGCUCCGUUAACUCAAGAUGCGAAUACAGCGUAAUUCACUGGUGUUGAUAGUUUUCGAUUCUUUUUGGUCACCCGAAGGUCAGACCUAGUAGCUUACGUUUUUGUGUUGUUAAGAUCGGUAGUCGCAACAAGAAAUAUCUAUAGCAAAAUACGAAAAUGUAAAAGUCACAUUAGGCACAGUUGUAUUGCAAGAAUUUUAAAACCAAUUACAAAAUAUGAGACAUGAGA